CAGAAAUUUAAAAUAGAUUUGCGCAUUUUGUUUUUCAUGUUUUUUGAACAAAAGUAACAAUUUUAAUAAUAAUAAAAGAAAAUAAAUAUAUAUUUAUUACGUACCUUUUUUUUGAAAAUUGUCUUUAAUAUUUAAUUUUAAUAAAUCAAUUUCUUUAAAAAAUUAAAUGAAAAUAUAAAUAAUCUAAAAAUUUGUAAUUUUUAGGUUAGAAUAUUUGAGUUAAAUAAAUUUUGUUAAAAAUUAUUAAUUCGUUUUUUAUGCAAACUAAUAGAAUAUGUCAAAUAUAUUUAAAAAUAAAUCUGUGAGGUAUGGAAUACCAUUUCUUGUUUUUGUUAUUGGUGCACCUUUUUUACUAAAUGAAUUUCAACAACUUCGUUUCCAAUAUAAACCUCUAAUGGAAUCAGAUGUUGUACGUGAAGAAAUAAAGAAACGAGGAAUUAAAAUGCGGAAACCAGGAGAUAUUACUUUAGAAUCAGAAUAUGAAAAAAUUAAAGACAAUGAUACGCGCAUUUGGGAAAUCAAAAGAAUUCCUCGACCAUGGGAAGAAGAGGAAAAUGUUGAUAAAAAUUGAAGCAAAACUACUUACUUUUGCGUAAUAAUUUAAAGAUAAUUGUGGCAUAAAACCAGAAACAUAUAUGUAUUUGUUAUUUUGGCAUCUUUGAAUUAUUAUACAUAUAGACAUUCCCAUUUCUCGUGAUUUUCCUUUCCAAGGCAAGGAAUAUAUUAAAUUAUCAUUCUGAAAUGAAAAUAAUUAAGAUUUAUGUUACCAGUGAUAAAAAUAAUUAUUAUUGAAUUUUAAUUACUAUUAUUGUAAAUAUUCAAUUGCAAAAAAUUCGAUUAUUUUAAAUUUUAAUAUUGUAGAAUUUAUAAUUCAAUUAUUUUUAUAAAUUUUUAUUUAGCAAAGUCAAAAAAUAUAAUUACUACCUAUUA
Leptopilina boulardi is the source of this 930-nucleotide messenger RNA. RefSeq names its product cytochrome c oxidase assembly protein COX16 homolog, mitochondrial (gene l(3)neo43). The record is from RefSeq and is a predicted model, not a curated record. Gene Ontology annotation, biological process: mitochondrial respiratory chain complex IV assembly. The transcript has 4 exons. NCBI's taxonomy places the organism in Eukaryota, Metazoa, Arthropoda, Insecta, Hymenoptera, Figitidae. Gene Ontology annotation, cellular component: mitochondrial inner membrane. Bases 275 to 571 code for a protein of 98 amino acids.